CCUGCUUUCUGCAUCAGUUCGUUUCGAGAAACCGAACGAAAUGGUUGUGUCGUUGUUUAGUCGUGCGAGUAGUUUUUGGCGGUCCGACGGCUGAUUCGCUUUAUUUGGAAUUUAAUCGUGAUGAAACAAAUCAAGUGCUUGUGAAAGUGCUGAUUUAGCAGCAGUGUCACCACACCAAAGGCGGAGAAAGAAAGUUGUUAUUGCGAAAAGCGCGAGUGAAGCAAAUAUACGUGAAAUAUUUAUUUUGCUACAGCGAGAAGAGAAGGCACUUCGGUGUGUGUAGGUUUUUGCCGUUCGUUCCGUGUAUUGGCCAAGAGAAUCGAGUUUGCCUUGUGGGGAAGUUGAGAGUGAGAGGGUCCGGUUCGUCGAGCAGAAAUCAAGAAAAUAACGUGUGUUGGAACACUGUAUGUGCAGUUUGAUGCGCUGCUGAAUACCGCAGUCUAGCCAAGACGAGAAUUGAAGCAACAGGGAGGCAGCAGGAAGAGAAGCCGAAAUAACAUUCCACGAAGUCGCCGGGUUUUGGAGCUACGCCACUCAACGCGAUUCCGUUUCGAGGGCCACCGAAAUAUUAACGCUGAGCUGACAAUCAACAGGCUAGACGUGAGAGUCAACUACCGUUAUCUACACACUAAUCAUCUCACAACGUCACCUCAGAACAAACAAACUUACGCCGGAGAACUCAACAAAUGCCAGCGAUUACCCAGUUCUCCAGUUCAGCAGAAGACGAGAUAUUGAAAGUGAAUUGCCUCUGAACCCCUCUACUGCUGAGUGAUCAUUCCUUAGAGUUGUUCUUUCAGUGUAAAAUCACUACCACAGCAAAACGCCACAUACCCAUCCAAUCUGUGAGAGUUGGCUCGUUAUCCGUUAUCACAAGCUCUCGAGGAAGCGCAGUGAUUCUAAGUGCAGCAGAGGCAAAACAAAUUGAACAAUUGUGGCCACUUCAGUCAACGCUGAUGGUAUGCUGUAUGGUUGUAUGACGAGAUAUCUCGGUUUGUUUUGUACCCCAUACGCAUCGUCCGGCGGAGUUCCUUCUUCCUGCUUCACUUUCGCUUGGAAACCCGUAUCAGACUCAUAACAGAGAACGAUCAACGAAUCGUACAGUAACAGUUGUAGCUAGGAGCGAUCAUCAUCAGUCGGUGAUCGAUUACGAAGCGUGAAAGGCGUUUUACAGUGGCGCGCUGCUGCUGAUCGGUUUGAACAGUGCUAAGUGAUUCAUCGUACGCAAUCAGAUCGACGCAGGUUCUCACAUCGCGAAACGUAACAGCCUAUACCGUGCCAAUCCGACCUGCGCCUGUAAUAAAUCUAUGAAUGAGAUUGUGCAACGAUCGCCGGGACAGUGGAAAACUGUGGAAUGCAGCACGAAGGAAGCAGCAAGUGUGACUCAAGUGGAAGUGUGCACUAUUUACACAUUGCAGCAGUGAUCAACUUACAGUUCAAAUGAAGUCGCAUUUAAAUGCCAGUAAAACAAAAGUAUUCGCCAAUUUAAUUUAAAGCAAUAACGAAGUAUAUCAACACAUAAUCCAGUUGACCCUGUGAGUGUUUUGCGCGCCAACAGCGGGAGUUCAAUUGAAACGAAUCAAAUAGUGAAAAUGAAACCGCUACGACUGAUGCUAGAUGUUAGGACACUAGGUUUAAGUGUAUUAAUACUAUGGGCCAGCUCGUUAACGGCCGCAGUGCAAGUGGACGAAGUGGUGGUUGACGAUCAGCUGGAUGGUCCCAAUGUGUGCAAGGAGGUGGAACAGUAUCAACUCUUUGUGACGGCACCUCGUGAGGUGACCUAUCAGGAGCGAUAUCAAAAGUGGUGCGUUGCGGUGCCACCUCGGUGCUCGGCAUAUCGGGUGAAAACAAAGAUCGUGAACGAAACUUCGAGCGUAACCAAGGAGCGAAUACUGAAAAAGUGUUGCACCGGGUACGAGAAGAAUCAGCAGGGAGAUCGGUGCAUUCCAGCGUGCAGUAACGGGUGCAAACAUGGAGUGUGUAUCGCACCGGAGACCUGCAAGUGCAACGAGGGAUACGCAGGGAAGAUUUGUAAUAUAAAUUGUCCUCCGAAUCGCUGGGGAUCCGACUGCAACCAGUUGUGUCAGUGCAAGAACAACUCAACGUGUAACGCUCAGGACGGAAGCUGCGCUUGCCAGAAGGGUUACCGAGGGGACCACUGCGAGUACCAGUGCCCAUCGGAUCGCUUCGGACAGGACUGUGCCGAGGUGUGCCAAUGUGAGAACGGGGGCAAGUGCGAUCCAGUUUCCGGAGAAUGUUAUUGCGCACCCGGCUUCACUGGACCAUUGUGUGCUCAGAGGUGUCCGGAGGGUAAGCAUGGCGAGCAGUGCAGAUCCGAUUGUCGGUGUCAGAAUGGUGGAAGCUGCGAUUCUCAGACGGGUGAGUGUAUUUGUCCGGCCGGUUAUACCGGAUCGGUAUGUGCUAAUCGUUGCCAGGGCCAAAGAUACGGUCUGCGGUGCGAGCAAAGGUGUGAAUGCUUCAACGGUGCGGAUUGCAAUCACGUGACCGGUGAGUGUAUCUGUGCACCUGGAUUUAUGGGGGCAAAGUGCUUGGAUUCGUGCCCGCACAAUACCUACGGAUACAACUGUUCGGAAGAGUGCCGGUGCUUGAAUGGUGCCGUGUGCGAUUCGGCAACCGGAAAAUGCUCAUGUUCGGCUGGUUGGAUGGGAGCGGACUGUGGGUUGAGGAUAUGUCCAGAUGAUCGGUUCGGAGAGAACUGCACGGGGCAGUGCGAGUGCGCUGUGAAUAACACCAAGAUGUGCCAUCCAUGGACGGGGAAAUGUCACUGUAAUCCCGGUUGGAGUAGUACGCUCUGCGACAGACCAUGUCCGUUUUUGCGCUAUGGACAGGAUUGUUUGAUUCACUGCAACUGCAAGAACAACUCGCCUUGCAAUCAUAUCGAUGGAACUUGCAAUUGUAUUGCUGGUUAUCACGGAGAGAACUGCGAAGAGCAGUGCAGCAAUGGAACCUAUGGUCAAAAUUGCAGUCAAAAAUGUGAAUGUAUGAACGGAGCCAUGUGUGCUCCUGAAACUGGUCAAUGUUUCUGCGCACCUGGAUGGCAAGGAAUUCGUUGUGACCGUCCUUGUGACACGCACCGGUAUGGAAAGGAUUGCACCGAGCGAUGUAACUGCUCGAAUAAUGGUGUUUGUAAUCCUGUUAACGGUCAGUGUACUUGCCCUGCUGGUUGGACCGGAGAGCGGUGUGAUAAGAAGUGUGAUUCGGGUCGGUUUGGACAGAACUGCUCACAAACCUGUGAUUGCAAUUUGGAGCACACCCUGGCUUGUAAUGCAACCACGGGAAAAUGUAUCUGCAAUGCGGAGUGGGGCGGUGUUCGUUGCGAAAGCCGCUGCCCGCUAGGUUACUACGGAGAAUCGUGUAACGAAAUCUGCACCUGCCACAACAACUCGUCCUGUGAUCCGAUCACCGGUGAUUGCAUCUGCUCGCGAGGUUGGACCGGCCCUACGUGUAACGAACCUUGUCCGGAUGGAUUCUUUGGCCAUGGAUGCAAGGAACGGUGCCCAGUUUCCAAUACAACUUGCGAUCACAUUACAGGAAAGUAUUCCUGCAGACCGGGUUAUAUUGGAACUACCUGCGAACAUCCGUGUCCAUCUGGAACGUAUGGAAACGAGUGUCGUCACACUUGCACCUGCAAGAACGGAGGAGAGUGCUCUCAUGAAACCGGAACGUGUCAGUGUCCGCCAGGAUGGACCGGUGCCAAUUGCGAAGAAGUUUGCCCGAAUGGAUUCUACGGAGUGAACUGCAAUCAAAAGUGUAACUGCAAGAACAAGGCCAAGUGCCGGAAGAACGAUGGCCAGUGCAUAUGUGAUCCCGGCUGGAUGGGCAAUCGAUGCGACGAAGUUUGUCCGGAGGGCUUCUACGGAAACCACUGUAUGGAAUCGUGUAAUUGUCCUCCGGGCAACUUUGCUUGCCAUGCUGCUAGAGGGUGCGUGUGCAGCGUUGGGUUUUAUGGAGACAAGUGCGAUAAAUCUCGCGCAGAGGCGAAGGUGCAACCGACAGAAGAGGGAAGGGUCAAACUUAACGACAAUAGUACACACCACGACAGUGUUAAUGAUUUUGAUACUACUACUUUGUACAUCGAUUGGAAGCUAGAAUCAGAAGAUGAUGAUCUCUUGCAUGCAGAUCCAACUUCAACUGUAGAAGACCUAGGCAUUCCGCUGGAUGAUUACAUACACUUGUCAGAUGAACCACAUAACCAAAAUAGUACAGACGAAAUUCACGAAUACUCUACACAGCACGGCGAUCCUCAAAGCUCAAAAUCUAACACUAUUCUUACAACCAGCUCUGCCAACACUGUACAGUUAGAAGUUGCUCAACACGUGACUACAGUUCAGAUCCCAUCUGAUAGCAUUCUGACUACCGAAACAUUUUUGAUUGACGAUGAAGAAGUUACUCCAGACAUAACUACGCUUGACAGCAAUUGGAAGGCACAAUCAAACGAUGAUGCUUUUCUGGAAUUGCAAACGACUCAGACAGUGGAUAACUUUGAUCAACCGUUGGACGAUUAUGUAAAUGAACCGUUAAAUAAGGUUCAAGAUGCCCCAUAUACUACAAGCACCACGGCGAAGCCACCACAUGUUACUACGGUAGACUUCGAUUGGAAGAUGCUAUCAGAAAAUAGUAAUUUCCUAGGCUCGGAAACCACUCCCAAUGGGGAAGAUUUUGGCCACCCGUUAGAUGAUUAUAUUCAUCUUCAGGAUGAACCUCACAACGAAUCUGAAUCAAUUUUUAUAUUGACAACUAGCUCAACUAUCGCUCCACGUACAACUACACAACAAUUCAAUUGGAAAAUGCAAUUAGAAGAUGAUAGUUUUCUGACCACCGAAUCUCAAUCUGACGGUGAAAAUUUUGGUCACCCAUCAGACGAUUACAUUCACUUGCAAGAUGAACCUCACAACGAAUCUGAAUCAUUUUUCUUAACUACAACUAGUUCAGUUCAACCUAUUACUACCGAAGAAUUCAAUUGGAAAAUGCAAUCUCAAGAUGGCAUUUUCUUGACCACUGAAUCUGAGGGAGAAAACUUUGGUCAUCCGUUGGACGAUUACAUUCAUUUGCAAGAUGAACCUCACAAUGAAUCAGAAUCAAUUUUAAUAGCCACAACUAUCGCCCAAACCACUACUACCAAAGAAUUUGAUUGGAAAAUGCAGUCUGAAGAUGAUAAAUUACUGAUCACCGAAUCGCAAUCCGAAGGCGAAAAUUUCGGUCAUCCGUUAGACGAUUACAUUCACCUGCAGGAUGAACCUCACAAUGAAUCAGAAUCAAUACUUAUAAUAUCGACAAGUCCGUCCAUCGCUCAACAUACAACUGUAGAAGAGUUGGAUUGGAAAAUGCAGUCUGAAGAUUAUAGUUAUGUAAUCACCGAAUCACAAUCCGAAGGAGAGGAUUUUGGGCAUCAUUUAGACGAUUACAUUCACUUGCAGGAUGAACCUCACAAUGAAUCAGAAUCAAUACAGAUAAUAUCAACCAGUCCGUCUAUCGCUCAAACUACUACUACUGAACAAUUUAAUUGGAAGAUGCAAUCUGAAGAUGAUAGUUUUCUGAUCACAGAAUCGCAAUCCGAAGGUGAAAAUUUCGGUCAUCCGAUAGACGAUUACAUCCAUCUGCAGGAUGAACCUCAUAAUGAAUCGGAAUCAAUUUUCAUUUUGACAACUGUGAUUUCUCCUCAAUUUAACGAAGGAACCUCUAAUCGUUCUACAACGGUAACAUUCGAUUGGAAAAUUCCAAUAGAAGAUCAUUUUCCGGGUACCGAUUCGCAAGCUGGUGGAGAAAAUUUUGGUGACCCGUUGGAUGAUUAUAUUCAUCUACCGGAUGAACCGCACACACAUCAGGUCAACACAACACCUGGUUUCGAUUGGAAGCUUCAGUCCGAAGACGACAGUUUUCGACCUUCGAAACCAUCCCCAGCCGGAGAAGAUUUUGGCCACCCAUUGGACGAUUACAUACACCUCCCAGACGAACCGCAAUCGAAUCCAAAUUCCACAACACAAAGGCCCAAAUAUGAUUUCGGUUAUACGAUGGACGAUCCACCCCGCAAAUCGAAACCGACCACAAGGACAACAACACUCGGGCCUGAAUAUUACGACGAUCAUGUUGAGAAGCCCGGGGAUACUGGGAAUAGUCAAGACUACUUUGAAAACUAUACGGAUUCGAUUGCGGAAAAUGAUGUGGCUCAACUUGGGGGUAACUUCUCCGGAUCCGAGGAUACUGGAAGAGCUUUCGCAUCCAAUGCCGGCCUUGCAUGGGGUCUCGUACUGGCAGUGAUGUUCGUGGGCGUCAUCGUCGCCCUGGUUCUAUACUAUCGUCGGCGGGUCGCCAAUCUGAAAGCCGAAGUCAAUCACGUCGUCAAUUUUAUGAUCCAGGAGCAACCGGGUCAUUUCGACAAUCCCGUCUAUUCGGCGUACCCAAACCAACCAGGUGCAGGACCGAAUGGCAGCGCUAUUGGCGCACAGCAUAACGGAGUAGCGAAUGGUUCAUUGAUUCGAAAUAAUUUGAGAGAUCCUAAGUCCAAUCUGGACAAGUAUCGCUAUCCGGAAAACGAAUCGGUUGGAACCGAUCGAUCUUAUUCCAUCCAAUUUUUGUCGGAAAGCCAAAAGAACUUCGACGCCGACAUGACGAAUCCCAAUUAUGACGUCAAGGAUCAUGUAUACGAUGAAAUCAAACACAAAGAUGGUUACAAAGACCUCGACACUGAAUACGACCACCUGGACUACUCCCGGCCGGGAAGUUCGCACAAGACGCACUACUUCCGAAUGACUAAUCCACUAACCAACUCGCCGAAGGAGAUCAAUGUCCUUCGUGACAACGGUACGAUCAACAAUCUGUCCUCCCCGGGUCUGAGCAGUCGGCAACCAUUGGUUUCUACCGGGAUGGGUGCCACGGUAGCAACCGGUGCAACCGAUUACGGUUCAUCCUCGUCCAACUCGUCCCCGAUACCUCCCCCGCUCUGUACCACUGGUACGGAUAGCAGCAACUUGUACGUUAAAAUGUCCUCCGAGGGGUCGUCCCCGUCAACUAGCGAUCAGGAGUGCAACAAUGCCGCCACCAGUAAGAUUCCAGAGCAUCAACUGAACAUCAAGUAAGUGCGGGUUUGCUCAUCCUAUUUUCCUUACCUUCUACGAUCUUGUAGCAAAAAAUGAGAAGCAAUCACUAGUGAAUUUCGAAUCAAUCUUCAAAACUAUCAAAAGUCAUGAUUUUUGAAUGUUUCGUAUUGUAUACUGCGCUCAUAGUUUGUAAUGUUUUAUUGUGAGUUUUAAGAUUGUGAUAAACGAAAAGUUUGAUUGUGUUUUGCCAGGUCUGUUAGUUUUAAGUAAGCUGCUUAUUGCUAAAUUUGGCUAUCGCUUCCCUCCGGGAAGCUCGUAAACUCGGCGUAUGUCGUUUAAAUAGACUGCUAAGAAUGAGAGGACGUAAUGAAAAUGCGCUACAGUAAGCGAAUGGAGGAGUUUGUUUUAAAUACUGCCCUCCUCUACUGCACUAUGAAGUGUGGAUGCAGGUUAAACAAAUGAUUCUACAGUAAUAUUAAGCGUGCCAAAAUAUUCUACCCAGCGUUAUCCGAUAGAUUGGAGUGUUGACAAUUUUUAAUAUGAAACGUUUCAUCACUCAUCUACAUAUUUACAAACCGCUCACGAGUUACAAUUGGGUUGAUAUUUUUACAGCAAAAGACCAUAAGAUAAUAAUUACGAAUUCGAAAUGCAUGAACAGAUUUCAACCAGAUUUAAAGCAGCCACAAAGUAUCCAUAUUUGUCAUUGUCCUCCUUCAACGGAAGGUUACAAAGUUUAUAAAUGUAGACAUAUUUGUAAGGAAAGGAAGAGGAGAAGAAUCUUAGGAUAUCAUAAGAAAGAUGCAGAAAGCUCACAUAUAUUCAUAUACAAGUUCGGAACAAAAAAGAUGAAUCAAAAUUUAUCCAUGUUAUUUAGAAGCAAUCAAUGGCGGUACAAAAUUUACGACUGUCAAAAAGCAAUUCUAUUCUUAUUGUAGUGAUGUUGAGCAAUAUGUAGAUUUUCUCAUUAAAGUUUUUAUUGUCAAA
Molecule: messenger RNA, 8039 nt
Organism: Aedes aegypti (yellow fever mosquito)
Lineage: Eukaryota; Metazoa; Arthropoda; Insecta; Diptera; Culicidae
Gene: drpr
Product: protein draper
Exons: 13
Coding region: 1590-7094 (1834 amino acids)
Molecular function (GO): scavenger receptor activity; protein binding
Source: RefSeq, a predicted model, not a curated record